AUGCUCCGCCCCUCGCCUCGCCAUGCUCCACUAGGCAGCCAAUCAUGCUCCGCCCCUCACCCUCGCCAUGCUCCACCAGGCAGCCGAUCAUGCUCCGCCCCUCACCCUCGCCAUGCUCCACCAGGCAGCCAAUCAUGCUCCGCCCCUCACCCUCGCCAUGCUCCACCAGGCAGUCGAUCAUGCUCCGCCCCUCGCCUCGCCAUGCUCCACCAGGCAGCCAAUCAUGCUCCGCCCCUCACCCUCGCCAUGCUCCACCAGGCAGCCGAUCAUGCUCCACCAGGCAGCCGAUCAUGCUCCGCCCCUCGCCUCGCCAUGCUCCACCAGGCAGCCAAUCAUGCUCCGCCCCUCACCCUCGCCAUGCUCCACCAGGCAGCCGAUCAUGCUCCACCAGGCAGCCAAUCAUGCUCCGCCCCUCGCCUCGCCAUGCUCCACCAGGCAGCCAAUCAUGCUCCGCCCCUCACACUCGCCAUGCUCCACCAGGCAGCCGAUCAUGCUCCGCCCCUCGCCUCGCCAUGCUCCACCAGGCAGCCAAUCAUGCUCCGCCCCUCACCCUCGCCAUGCUCCACCAGGCAGCCGAUCAUGCUCCGCCCCUCGCCUCGCCAUGCUCCACCAGGCAGCCGAUCAUGCUCCACCCCUCGCCUUGCCAUGCUCCACCAGGCAGCCAAUCACGCUCCACCUUUCACCUCGCCAUGCUCCACCAGGCAGCCGAUCAUGCUCCGCCCCUCGCCUUGCCAUGCUCCACCAGGCAGCCAAUCACGCUCCACCUUUCACCUCGCCAUGCUCCACCAGGCAGCCAAUCACGCUCCGCCCUUCGCCUCGCCAAGCUCCACCAGGCAGCCAAUCACGCUCCACCUUUCACCUCGCCAUGCUCCACCAGGCAGCCAAUCACGCUCCACCCCUCACCUCGCCAUGCUCCACAAGACAGCCAAUCACGCUCCACCCCCUCACCCCGCCACCCUCCACCAGGCAGCCAAUCAUGCUCCACCCCCUCGCCCCGUCACGCUCCAGCUUGCGGGAUGCACGGUAGGAGUCCACGCUCCUGGUCUGAUUGGUGGACUUAAGGCUUGUGUUCAGGGUCGCCAAUCGCACGAAGAUUAA
Procambarus clarkii (red swamp crayfish) is the source of this 1098-nucleotide messenger RNA. Its product is annotated as proline-rich protein 36-like. NCBI's taxonomy places the organism in Eukaryota, Metazoa, Arthropoda, Malacostraca, Decapoda, Cambaridae. The record is from RefSeq and is a predicted model, not a curated record.